Messenger RNA from Oryzias latipes (Japanese medaka), 2671 nucleotides. RefSeq names its product FAD-dependent oxidoreductase domain containing 1 (gene foxred1). NCBI's taxonomy places the organism in Eukaryota, Metazoa, Chordata, Actinopteri, Beloniformes, Adrianichthyidae. Gene Ontology annotation, biological process: mitochondrial respiratory chain complex I assembly. Gene Ontology annotation, cellular component: cytoplasm. The record is from RefSeq and is a predicted model, not a curated record.
CUUGCUUGGUUUCCUUUAACGUUAGUCCUUCCCGCUGUCAAAAACAAACAAUGGCGUGGAUUCCGAUCUAAAAGCCCCACGAGCGGUUAUUUGCGGCGGCCUUUUGGUUCACACGGUUUCCACGUCGGCUUCCGUAGUUCCCCCACUUUUCCCCACCAUGGCGGCGUGGCGGCAGCUCCCCGGAAGGGCGCGCGCUGCCCCCGGACUCCUCACCUCCACCCGGUUGACACAGCUGCCCAGGGACCGGCGUGCACCUUUAACCUGCCGUAGGAGCCUGUGCACGAGUGGAUCUUCCCCAAAUGACUACUUUAAAGACCUGCAGGCUCAGCUGGCAGGAAUGAAGAAGAAAGCUGCAGAUGUUCUUCCAGGCAGCAGCUGGACUUCUCUGGAGAUCAACACCGACCUGCCUCCUAAGAGGGCGGACAUCGUGAUCGUGGGAGGGGGCGUGGUGGGAUGGUCCAUCGCCUACUGGCUGAAGCAGAAGGAGAGGGUGCGAGGAGGGGUGCAGGUCAUCGUCGUGGAGCGGGAUCCAACCUACACCCAGGCCUCCACCGUGUUGUCAGUGGGGGGGAUCCGCCAGCAGUUCUCCCUGCUCGAGAACAUCCACCUCUCGCUGGCCUCCGCAGACUUCAUGAGGAACAUCAAUGACCAUCUGGGUGUUUUGAAUGAGGAGCCCGUGGACCUGCAGUUUAACCACUCGGGGUACCUCUUCCUGGCCAACGAGAAGGUGGCUCACAUCAUGGAGGAGAACUACAACACCCAGAGGCUUGCCGGAGCCAAAGUGUCUCUUCUCUCCCCGACACAAGUGAAGGAGAAGUUUCCGUGGAUCAACACAGAGGGCGUGGCGCUGGCUUCGUACGGGUUGGAGAACGAAGGCUGGUUUGAUCCCUGGACUCUCCUCAACGCCUUUAAGAGGAAGGCCAUCUCCAUGGGCGUCACUCAGUUCUGUGGGGAAGUCACAGGUUUUAAGACCUUAACGAAUAUUAUGACAACUAUCGAUGACGAAAAAGUGGGAGUACAGAGAAUCAAGUCAGUCAAAGUUCAGAUGCCCAACAGUCUGCAGUACCAGCUGGUAGACUGCGCCGUCGUGGUGAACGCGGCAGGGGCCUUUUCUGGAAAACUGGCCGAGAUGCUGGGAAUUGGCCUCGGCCCUAAAGACUCCUUCUCUGGAAUUCCAGUUCCAGUCGAGCCUCGGAAGAGGUAUGUGUACGUAGUCCACUGCCCUGAUGGUCCGGGUCUGGAUACUCCACUUUUAAUCGAUUACUCUGGAGUUUACUUCCGGAGGGAGGGCUUAGGAGGGAACUACAUCACAGGAAUGUCACCUGAGGAGGUGGAGGAGCCAGACACCAAUGAUCUGGAGGUGGACCACCAGUUUUUCCAGGACAAAGUUUGGCCCAAAUUGGCGAACAGAGUUCCUGCGUUUGAGAAGCUCAAGGUGAGCAGCGCCUGGGCGGGCUUCUACGACUACAACACCUUCGACCAGAACGGCAUCAUCGGCAUGCACCCUCUGAUCAACAACAUGUACUUCGCCACCGGCUUCAGCGGCCACGGCCUGCAGCACUCGCCCGCCGUGGGUCGCGCCGUGGCAGAACUCAUCCUGGACGGGAACUUCAAAACUCUGGACCUCAGCAACUUCGGAUUCAAGCGGAUUGUGGAGCAGGAGCCCAUGUUGGAGAGGAACAUUGUGUGACAGAGCGCCCGUCAUUCUGGAAUGCCUCCGUUAAACAGAAAGACUCAAAUUUGCCACAUAAAAUUAGGCAUCUGUGGAAUCCGCGGUUUCUGGACGACCCAAGGAUGGUUUUUGGGGGGAUUUUUGUGGACAUUUGGCUUUUAAAAGGGAAGGCUUUUUUGUUUUGAGAGAAAAUCUGCUGAAGAGAAAAGGCCUGAAAAGAGCUGAGGGAGGCGAGCCAACUGUUGACUGCCCCCCAAGCUGUGUAACUUGUAAAAAUGCCAAAAAUCCAGCCUUCUGCUCCUCAAACUCCAGUGGAGCUGUUGUGUGGUGCCGGCUCACAGACAGCUGCUGCUUUGUUUCACAUUCGUUUAGGCAAAAAUCCUACAAAUGUCCUCAGUCUAAACGGGGAUGAUCCACUUCUCUCUUCCUGAGUUUCUCUAACAAAAAGGGUUGACUUACAAAAGAAGAAAGAAAAGAUUUAAAGAAAUCUUUUGUUGUGUCUUUGAAAUAUGAUAACUAUUUCAGCCUUUUUAUGAAGUCGCACUCAUUGUCUCACAUAUCCCAGGUCCUAGUAUUUUAAAUAUUUGUUGAAUUAUGACAAACGUUAAUAGAAAAUGUUUCAUUUUUUAGCCCAUUAAAGCAACUAUUUGAACAGUUUAAAAACUGUUUCGUUGUUAUUAAAAUGCAACACUGUUUUAGUUUAGGAAUCGGCACAAAUAUUUUUAGUUUAAAGUCCCGCUCCGAUCAUCUUUUGAUCUAUUUUCAACGCGUUCCCGGUGGUUUUUUAAUUGUAAUGAUGACGUUUUAGCCAAAGUCAAAGAACUGGCGAGCAAUAUAGGGGCUAUCCAGCCGUACAGUUUAGAUCCAGAUCCCUGCUUGGACGAGGAAACCAAAGACCUUCAUGGAUCUAUGUGUCUGACAGUGGAUGAUCAGAAUGGAGCAAAGCUUGGCUCGUCCAUUUCAUUGGUGUGUCACAACAGAGAGCUUUUUUGGGCUGCA